Messenger RNA from Desarmillaria tabescens, 216 nucleotides. RefSeq lists its product as uncharacterized. NCBI's taxonomy places the organism in Eukaryota, Fungi, Basidiomycota, Agaricomycetes, Agaricales, Physalacriaceae. The record is from RefSeq and is a predicted model, not a curated record. The transcript has 3 exons. The coding region runs from base 1 to 216 and encodes 71 amino acids.
AUGAUUACCGAAUUUGUGUGCAAGAUUACAGGAAAGAAAUCGGAAUUCAAUAUGUUCAAUGUUCGGUUUGCGACUGCCAUGCAAUGGUACAAUAUUGACAAGGCAUGCCUCCUUCUUGGUUACGAGCCCAAAAUUUCUUUAGAGGAGGGGGUACAUCAAACUGUCAAAUGGUGGAAAGCUUCUGGAGCCGAAAAUCAGAAGAAAAAGCAUGCUUGA